AAAACAUCUCCAACCCACUCUUCAUCGCCCUUACCCUUAGGUACCCUAAGAGCAGUACAUCACCCUUACCCUUACCCUAAGAGCAGUAUCCUUAGAGUAGUUUACGAUUCAUCAUUCCCGGCGAAUCUGAAAUGGAUGACCCACGAGAUCCUUCUCCCAAGGCCAGCUACGAGGCUGCCCAGGUCCCCCCGCCCGCUCCCUUCUCAAGCUUCCGCGAAUUCUACCACACAUGUCUAAAGGUGCCGGCAGUCGAUGACAGCGGAAAUCUCAACCCCGCGCUGCUCUGGCUCGGCCAAUAUGGCUACUGGGCUCAGUCGCAGAAACUCGGCAUUCGUGAUACCUGGGGCCUCUUCUCCCCCGGCCACGGUCGUCUUCAAGUGGCGCAGGCCGAGUUGUUCUUCACUUUUCUUUUCAUGAUCGUUCCAAUAUGUGUUGGGUGCAAUUUGGUCAGCAUUGGGGUCUGCAUCAAGAUGGGUUGGUUUGCCAUGCCGGUGGCGUUGACAGCUAUUUACGUUGGGGGACUGGUGGCCAUUUGGUGUAUCAUGCUAAAUGCAGCAUGCCAGAAGCCGGGAUAUCAAUGGAAAGACUGGAAGCUGCGGCAGGAUUGAGGUUGGAGGUAUCAGCAUCGUCGACGCGUUGCCAUCCAGCACCAGCGACACUAACUGUCGUUCCUACCUAGGCACCUCAGAUAGCUGGGAUUAGCUCUCCCGAUUUUUUUUUUCACUUUAUGCUGAGCCUAAGCUCAAGGAAA
Ilyonectria robusta is the source of this 751-nucleotide messenger RNA. RefSeq lists its product as uncharacterized. Lineage: Eukaryota; Fungi; Ascomycota; Sordariomycetes; Hypocreales; Nectriaceae. The transcript is spliced from 2 exons. Bases 132 to 608 code for a protein of 158 amino acids. The record is from RefSeq and is a predicted model, not a curated record.